AAAGGAUCAACAUGAAUUUCGUCAAUUUGAUCAUCACAAGAGGAAUAUCGACCAGUUGCGUGAGAAACGGUAAACGCAACUUCAGGAAGUUCCAGUUGCCGAACAAGAGGGGCUCGAGACAGUUCAAGGAGGCCCGCAGGCUCGAUCCGAAUCCCGAUAUUCCCAUUGACAAAAGAGGCGUUAGAGAUACUGGAUACUAUUUAGAUGGUAAAUUCAUCCAUGUUCCUGAAAAAGUGCCGGAGCUCAUUGUUCCUGAUUUAACAGGCUUUAAACUUCAACCAUAUGUAUCAUACAGAACACCAGAUGUAGUCCAAACAGAAUUUACAGCUGAAGACUUAUUUAAUGUAGUAUAUGCUCCUAAGAUUGUUAAAGAUUUUAAUGAAGGAAAACUAGAUGCUGAUGGCAAUCCAUUGAAUCCAUCAGCUGAGGAGAAGUUAACUGCAGAAGAGGCAAAAAUUAAAGCUAGACAAACUGGAAGUGAUAUAUUUCAAUAGUUGCCUAUAGGUAGUUUUGUUAUUGUUCAAUUAAAUUUGUUGAAAUA
Aethina tumida (small hive beetle) is the source of this 541-nucleotide messenger RNA. It is a transcript of the gene mRpL41, whose product is annotated as 39S ribosomal protein L41, mitochondrial. The coding region runs from base 12 to 494 and encodes 160 amino acids. The transcript is spliced from 3 exons. Gene Ontology annotation, biological process: translation. Lineage: Eukaryota; Metazoa; Arthropoda; Insecta; Coleoptera; Nitidulidae. The record is from RefSeq and is a predicted model, not a curated record. Gene Ontology annotation, cellular component: mitochondrial large ribosomal subunit. Gene Ontology annotation, molecular function: structural constituent of ribosome.